AUGUCGAGUUUCUCCGGUGAGAACAAUGUCAGUUCUAGAUUCGAGGAUAUUCUCAGUGGUAUCAUUCCAUUAAUGAAGCUUAUCUGCUUAACCGCGAUCGGUUUACUUCUCGCUCACCCAAAGACACAACUAGUCCCAAGAGCCACGUUUAGGCUCUUAAGCAAGCUCGUGUUUGCUCUGUUCUUGCCUUGCUUGAUCUUCACCGAGCUAGGAGAAAGCAUAACCCUAGACAACAUCGUCCGUUGGUGGUUUAUUCCGGUCAACGUCUUGCUCAGCACGGUCAUAGGAUCCUUCAUAGGAUUCAUAGUCGUCCUCAUAUGUAGACCACCUCCAGAGUUCACUAGAUUCACAAUCGUCAUGACUGCUUUCGGAAACACAGGGAAUCUCUUGCUAGCUAUCGUGAGCUCGGUUUGUCACACCAAGAACAACCCGUUUGGUCCCAACUGUCACUCGAGAGGGAUCUCGUACGUGUCGUUCGCGCAGUGGGUCGCUGUGAUUCUUGUUUACACCGUUGUGUAUCACAUGAUGGAGCCGCCUCUGGAGUAUUACGAGGUUGUUGAGGACGAAGGGAUUGAGAUUGAGGAGAUCAGUACUGUCUCUGCUCAUGACGUAAGCAGACCGCUUCUUGUGGAAGCUGAAUGGCCAGGGAUCGAGGAGAAAGAGACAGAACAUUGCAAGACACCGUUCAUCGCUAGGGUUUUCAACAGCAUUACGAGUUACUCGAUGGCUUCUUUGCCUGAUUUUGAUCUCGGAGGAGGAGAUACCGGAGCCGGAGGAGGAGAGAGUUCGAGUCCGAGGUCGAUGCAGUGUUUGGCUGCACCGAGAGUGAUUAGGAGGAUAAGAGUUGUGGCGGAACAGACUCCGGUCAAGCACAUACUCCAACCUCCAACGAUUGCUUCUUUAUUAGCAAUCGUUGUUGGAUCAGUACCACAGCUGAAGAAGAUUGUAUUUGGAUACGAUGCUCCACUUUCUUUUAUUACAGAUAGUUUGAAUAUAAUGGGUAACGCGAUGGUUCCUUCUGUGAUGCUUGUUCUUGGUGGUAUGCUCUCUGAAGGACCUAAAGAGUCGACUCUUGGGUUAAGGACUACGAUUGGAAUAAGUGUUGCGAGACUCUUGGUGCUUCCUUUGGUUGGGAUUGGGAUUGUCAUGUCAGCUGAUAAACUUGGUUUUAUCUCCUCGGAUGAUCCGAUGUUUAAGUUUGUGCUUCUGUUGCAGUAUUCGACUCCGAGUGCUAUUUUGCUUGGAGCUAUUGCGAGUCUGAGAGGUUAUGCGGUUAGAGAGGCAUCGGCGCUUUUGUUCUGGCAGCAUGUCUUUGCGCUUUUGUCUCUUUCGUUCUACAUUGUUGUCUUCUUCAAGCUCACCGUUGGUGAUAAUAAUGUCCAAGGUAUGCCAUAA
Molecule: messenger RNA, 1395 nt
Organism: Microthlaspi erraticum
Lineage: Eukaryota; Viridiplantae; Streptophyta; Magnoliopsida; Brassicales; Brassicaceae
Source: the annotation of a GenBank genome assembly